CAAAAAUAUUGCUGAUGUUAUUAUUAGUAUUUUAUUAAUAUCCUAAUAUUAGUCACAGUGCGUCGUAAUUACGUUACAGCGUCCCACUCGUAGCCGUCCCGAGCCGCCAUCGCACUACGCACGCUUUCUGCGCACACGCCACCGUGCUGUCCUUUGUUCCUCAUUCAUAAAGCGGCUUCACGAGCACGGGGAUGUGUCACCGUGAACCCCUCGCACGAAAAGGACCGCUGGCCCUUUAAGGGUUAUGUAGCAGGGCUAGCUGAUGUAGGACGAGCCGACCGUGCGUUUCUCUGCCCGAGCUCCCGCUGCCAUCCUCGUCAUGGCCUCCGUACACCCGCCACCGACACCACCACCGAGGAUGAACCGACCAGCCAUCGACCCUUCCCUUCCCGGAGCGGAGACGGACGUCAAGCCGAAGCAGAGGCACCGGUAGAGGCGAGCCGCGCCGGGGAGAGCCGCCUCACAUCCAAAUGCCACCCCGGUUUCCUCAUCCAUGCCUUCGUUUAAAGCCAAGUACAGCUAUACGAUAAAGAGGGGUGCGAACCCGGGCGGCGGCGGCGGCGGAAACAUGACAACGGACAAGGAUUAUUCUCUUAAUCUGUCGGUGCAGCAAGUGCUGAGCCUUUGGGUGCAAGGCUCGGCGCUGCACCACUUCACAGAGAUGUGGUACUGGGUCUUCCUGUGGUGUCUCUUCUCCUCGCUCUUCGUCCACGGGGCGGUGGGGCUGCUCAUGUUAGUCAUGCUGCAGCGCCACAAGCGGGGACGCCUCAUCACCCUGGUGCUGGUCAGCGUGGGUUUCCUGGCCUCGCUCUCCGGAGGCGUCAUCACUAGCGCGGCCGUGGCGGGCGUUUACCGCGUGGCGGGGAAAGGCAUGGCACCGCUGGAGGCGCUGGUGCUCGGCGUGGGCCAGACCACCCUCUCCGUCGUCAUAUCCUUCUCGCGGAUCCUGGCCACGCUGUGAAGAAAACCCAUGACGGGGUGAAAGGGAGACACGGGAGCAGAGCGGGCAAACCGAGCCGGGCAGAGACUUUAGGCCUGCUUUUAUGGAAGGACAUGAGGCACAAGUCCUCUGGACCUUUUGAGGGCCGGAUCCAGGGUAGAGCGUCCCCCCCCCAGCGUCUCUGCACUGUGCAGGAAGGUCAUCAUCGUGUCAGAGAGCAGCGCCGGGCGGAGGCUCGGCCUCAGCUUCUGGACCUGAAAGCCAUGUUUCUUGAGUUUCCAGAGUUAUGCCACUUCUUCGUGCCAAAAGCCUUCUCUGUGAAAACAGCAAGCCUCGGUGGCCGACUGACUCUCAAAGGCUUUCUGUUGAACUUUUGAGGGAGGAGGAAAAAAAAUCUAUUUUUUAAACAGCGACCUGUAAUCGUGAGCUGAUGAUCUCCUUUGGCGAUCGGAACAAAAGUUCAGCAAACAAACAAAAGAACAACAGUGUCCAUCAGCAGUAAAACACCUUCAUCAGUAUUAAACCACCGCCGCUCCUCUAGGCCUGCAUACAGCUUCUCGCUCCUUCUCCUGAGAUGGCUCGAAAGCCGCAGCAUCCGACUCACGAGCAGGAAGAAGCUUUGAAUUUUUGCACUUUGUAAAUGUUGGCGAAGUGGCAGAGGAAAACCAGCAUAUGAUGAUCGAUUUUAAAGCGUGCCAACAACAACUCUGAGCGGAGUCAGACGAGUAGUUUGGGGAGUGUGUUUAUUGGCUUUCUUCCACAGACAGAGAGAGAGGAUGAGAUCGAUGUCACUCUGAUGUCUUUACUGUAAACAAAGGUGGAGCCGGGAGACAGUAAAGUUAUCUACCUGCAUCUGAUUUAUCUCCAUUAAACAAUAUAACAUUUUAAUGAUAAUCGAGUUGCAGGAAUUUUCUGUAAUAAUAAAAAUAUUUUCAUUCGAAAAGUUGGAAAAGAACCAGAUUAGAGAAAAGAAACGGAAAUUUGACCAUCCAGUAUUUCCAGUGUGUGUGAGGCAAAGGUAGGUGUACCUGUGCUGUCAGUAUGCAGGUUUUACGCCCAUGAGCAGCAGUAAAGGCAGCUAAGCGUUCCUGUAAUCAUCGAUCAGUCCUGCGCAUCAACUCUGAGGGUUUUUAGCCCAUACCUCCGUACAGGAGCAUUCAGACUCUGAGAUUGCAGCGCGUUUCCUCGUGUGAACGCCUCGCUUCAGGUCUUACUUCGGUCAGGGAUUGUAUUUUCAACACAUGACCUUUAUUUUUCUUUGAUCCUUCUUUGAGGUUCAGGUCACGCACGCCUUCCUGCUGAGAGGCAGCGGGCCAGGCUCAAACCUUGACACCCCUCUUACAUUUUACCCUCUAACGUCCCUCUAACGCAGUGGUGGGGAACUCCAGGCCUCAAGAGCCGGUGUCCUGCAGGUUUUAGAUCGCACCCUUG
This is a messenger RNA of Neolamprologus brichardi, 2371 nucleotides long. RefSeq names its product transmembrane protein 170B (gene tmem170b). Gene Ontology annotation, cellular component: plasma membrane. The record is from RefSeq and is a predicted model, not a curated record. Lineage: Eukaryota; Metazoa; Chordata; Actinopteri; Cichliformes; Cichlidae. Gene Ontology annotation, biological process: negative regulation of canonical Wnt signaling pathway.